UGACCUUAAAACGUUGAAAAUUAACAUCGCAACCGAGGAAUGUUUCGUUUGACACAUCCAAUAUUGCGGAAAGGUUAACGUAGGCUUCACUUUGACAAAUAACAGCUGACUCAAUUUUCUAUUGAGUUCAAAUUCACCCUUUGAAGUAAGAAUAAUUUCAGUACAAAAUCCAACUUGAGGGGGGCGUUCACUUACAGUUUUUGGACUCUGGCAUUUGAAGGCAGCAUGAGUUGACGUCUUCGUGUGGUGCCGUAAUUAUGAUGGGAAACAUUUGAAGGCAGCAUCUAGCCACAUGCGUUUUCCGAGUUCAAAUGCGGAAGCGCGCUCUGAUUGGCCGCCGGUCGCAUACAGAAGGGGGGCGAGGGCAAAACAAACCGAAGCCACACAGACAGCGGCCCGGUCGAGCGACUGGAAUCGGCUACCAACCGGACGGCGCAGGUGAGGAGAAGCCUUAGAAGAGUCGGGAACACCGACCGCUAUGAAGGACUCCGAGCCCAAGAGCGACGGCUGGAAGGCGCACGUCGUCCGUCAGCUGCGACGCCGAGACCGGGAGCAGCACCACAACUUCCGAGACCUCGUCUACGCUUACUCGCGGCUGCUGGAACGAAGCAGUGUGACGGACGCCAUCCUCGCCGGGGCCGGACGUCGCCCGGAUUCGCCGCCGCCGUUCUUGUGCGUCGUGCGGCUGAAGAGGAAUGCCGCAGAGUUGGCGUAUCAGGUGGUGGAGAAGCAGCAGCAGUUGAAAAACCAAGAGAAGGUUUUGGAAGAGCAACGGGGGAGGCUGCCGCGAGAAGAGCGACGGCGAGCGGAGGCGCGAGACGUCCGGCGCCAGCUGCAGCUGGGGGCGGAGCGUCUGGCCCGGGAAAACCAGCUGACCAAGGGCCGCUACGACGCCCUGAUGGAGCGGCGGCGGCUCGCCGAGCGCUUCCUCCGGGAGGAGGAGCUCCGGGGAUGCGGCCUGCUGGACGACCUGGUCUCGUUCAAACGCCAGGCGGCCGCGCGCCUCAACCGGCGAAACGACAGGCGCGCCAGGGUUCAAGACGUCAACCUGCAGAAGGACUUGCAGACCGCCGCCACUUCCGAGGUCAGCGUAGACAGCUCCCUUAGCUUUCCCAACUGGGCCUGCCGAGCUUUCAAGAAAAAGAUGGCAGGAAAAAGUCAAGGGCCCCUCUCCGGGUCCGUUCCAGCUUCAGAAAGUUCUCCCAAGAUCUUGGCAUCCUUUCGAGAGCUCUUCGAGAGGAGGCGGGGCCGAUCGUCGUACGCUUCAGACGAGGAGGAGCCGGCGUGUCCCCUCAGAGUCCCGACGGCGGCUCGACUUCCCGCCCGAGCGCUUCACGUCCUGGAGGCUCACGAGCAGGGCGUCAACACGGCGGCUUUCUGCCCCAGCUCUGCCCUGCUGGCCAGCGGCGGAACUGACAAGGUGGUGAAAAUUUGGGAGGUCCGAGCAGGCACCCUCAGGCAUCGGACUACCCUGGACGGGAGCACAGAGGGUCUGACAUGCGUCCAGUUUGACCCGGCGGGUCACCGAGUUCUGGCGGGCUCGUACGACAAGUCGGCGUUGCUGUGGCGUUUGGACCGGCCCGUCGCCAAGCUGACGCUGACGGGCCACGGCAGAAAGGUGACGGCGGCGCGCUUCAGUCGUAACCGGGUCCUGACGGGGAGCGCUGACGGAACCCUCCGUAUUUGGGACCCCCAGAGAGCUGCAUCGACGUGGUCUGCUUGGAGAACGUGGCCAUCAGCGGACAUUUUGACCAUCACAUCCGAUUCUGGGACGACAGGCUCUCCGGCUGCGUACACCGCGUGUCCGCCGGCGGCAAAGUGACAUCUUUGGACCUGAGCGCCGACGGCCGCCACCUUCUCAGCUGCUGCCGUGACGAUGUCCUGCGGCUGCUCGACCUCCGCUGGUGGAGCGACCACAGCGCCGCCUUCAGGGCCGAGGGUUUCAAAUGCGCCAGCGACAGCACUAAAGUGGCCGUCAG
Corythoichthys intestinalis (scribbled pipefish) is the source of this 1979-nucleotide messenger RNA. It is a transcript of the gene atg16l2, whose product is annotated as ATG16 autophagy related 16-like 2 (S. cerevisiae). Bases 479 to 1822 code for a protein of 447 amino acids. Gene Ontology annotation, biological process: autophagosome assembly; negative stranded viral RNA replication. The transcript has 15 exons. Lineage: Eukaryota; Metazoa; Chordata; Actinopteri; Syngnathiformes; Syngnathidae. Gene Ontology annotation, cellular component: autophagosome membrane. The record is from RefSeq and is a predicted model, not a curated record. Gene Ontology annotation, molecular function: protein binding.